Messenger RNA from Durotheca rogersii, 1707 nucleotides. RefSeq names its product calreticulin precursor. Gene Ontology annotation, molecular function: calcium ion binding. Gene Ontology annotation, cellular component: endoplasmic reticulum membrane; endoplasmic reticulum. Gene Ontology annotation, biological process: protein folding. The coding region runs from base 1 to 1707 and encodes 568 amino acids. The transcript has 4 exons. The record is from RefSeq and is a predicted model, not a curated record. Lineage: Eukaryota; Fungi; Ascomycota; Sordariomycetes; Xylariales; Xylariaceae.
AUGAAGUUGAACUCUGCUAUUGCUGCGGCCCUUCUGGCUACCGGCGUCUACGCCGAUGAUGCCCAGAAGGCUGAGAGCGCUGCCGAGUCCUCCUCAACUGUCCCUGCCGAACUGCCUACCUUCACCCCUACCACUCUAAAGGCGCCUUUCCUAGAGCAGUUCACCGAUGGUUGGGAGUCUCGGUGGAAGCCUUCGCAUGCUAAGAAGGACAUGAAGGGCUCUUCCAAGGAGGAGGAGGAAUGGGCCUACAUCGGCGAGUGGUCCGUUGAGGAGCCGUACAAGUACAAGGGCAUCGAGGGUGACAAGGGCCUUGUGGUCAAGAACCCCGCCGCCCACCACGCCAUCUCUGCCAAGUUCCCCAAGAAGAUUGACCCCAAGGGCAAGAACCUGGUUGUCCAGUAUGAAGUCAAGCUCCAGAAGGGACUCGAGUGUGGUGGUGCAUACCUGAAGCUCCUCCGAGACACCAAGGCUCUCCACCAGGAUGAGUUCAGCAAUACAACUCCUUACGUCAUCAUGUUCGGCCCCGACAAGUGUGGUGCCACCAACAAGGUUCACUUUAUCUUUAACCAUAAGAACCCGAAGACUGGCGAGUAUGAGGAGAAGCACCUGCUUGCGGCCCCCCAGGCCAGCAUCCAGAAGACCACCGAGCUGUACACCUUGAUUGUUCAGACCAACAACACCUUCACUAUCAAGAGGGGUGGCGAGACCGUUCGGGAGGGCAGCCUCUUUGAGCAGUUCUCCCCGGCUGUCAACCCUGAAAAGGAGAUUGAUGACCCCGAUGACAAGAAGCCCGAGGACUGGGUUGACGACGCCCGUAUUCCCGACCCGGAAGCCAAGAAGCCCGAGGACUGGGACGAGGACGCGCCUUUCGAGAUUGUUGACGAGGAGGCCACCAAGCCUGAGGAUUGGCUCGAGGACGAGCCCCUCACCGUUCCCGAUCCCGAAGCUCAGAAGCCCGAGGAUUGGGAUGACGAAGAGGAUGGCGACUGGAUUCCUCCUACCGUCCCUAACCCCAAGUGCGCUGAUGCCUCAGGAUGCGGUCCCUGGUCGAAGCCGACGAAGAAGAACCCCGACUACAAGGGCAAGUGGACCGCACCUUACAUCGACAACCCGGCCUACAAGGGCGCUUGGGCUCCUCGCAAGAUCAAGAACCCCAAGUACUUCGAGGACAAGAACCCCGCCAACUUUGAGCCCAUCGGUGCGAUCGGCUUUGAGAUCUGGACCAUGCAGAAUGACAUCCUCUUCGACAACAUCUACAUUGGCCACUCUAUCGAGGAUGCCGAGAAGCUGGCCCAGGAGACUUUCUUCAAAAAGUCACCGGUUGAAAAGGCUCUCGAGGAAGCCGAGAAGCCGAAGGUGGAGGAUAAGCCCAAGUCUCCCUCGGAUCUCAAGUUCCUCGACGACCCCGUCCUCUACGUCAAGGAGAAGCUCGACCUGUUCCUGACCAUUGCUGCGAAGGAUCCUGUCCAAGCUAUCAAAUUUGUCCCUGAGGUUCCGACUGCCGCUGGUGGCCUACUGGCCCUCGUCAUUGCUCUUGUUGGCAUCUUCACCCUUGGCGGCAGCGCGCCAGCGCCUGCCAAGAAGGCUGCUGCCGACGCCAAAGAGAAGGCCAAGGACACCAAGGAGAAAGCCGCUGAGGCUGUCACUACUGGCACCGACAAUACCAAGUCCGAGGCCACCAAGCGUGCUACCAGGAGCCAAUCGUAA